Messenger RNA from Solanum pennellii, 958 nucleotides. RefSeq names its product STOREKEEPER protein-like. The transcript has 4 exons. The record is from RefSeq and is a predicted model, not a curated record. Lineage: Eukaryota; Viridiplantae; Streptophyta; Magnoliopsida; Solanales; Solanaceae. Bases 233 to 652 code for a protein of 139 amino acids.
GUGGUAUGGAGUGAUUGGCUUUACUAAGGGGUUGCAAUGAAAUGCCUACACAUUCCUAUCAUAUAUGCCAUAUACGGUGGAAGCAAGCUUAAUGAUAGCUAAAGUGGAAUGUCUGAGAGAUGUUCAGUUUGUGUUGAUUCACUUUGUUCUCUAUCGUUGUUCAUGCCAGCUUAUCAUACGAGUUAAUUGAUUUGGGGAGGUGGUGGUGGUGAAGAUAUUUUGCAGCGCAUGAAUGUGCACAUAUACACCUUUAUAUGUGUGUGCAUGUCAACACACUUGCACUUCUGAAACCAUUGAGGUUUUCUUGCCGCCUCUUUGCUGCUGUUUCGAGAAACAACUUUUGCAUAAACAAAUGGAAGAAGAAAAACAGGUUGCUGUAAAAGAGGUCGUUACGGGUCAUCAACAGGAUUUCCAGUCCAAAUAUCCACGGUUGGCUGCAUCAUUUGGAAGUAUGGCUGGCAUGUCUACAGUGUAUCCGAAUGGAUCGAGCUUUUUGAAGGAGAAGAUGAGUUUGAUUGCUACUGACAAGGCUGAAAUGUUGGAGGAGAAGUGGAAGAAACUGGAGGAUGACGAAGCUGCCUUGAUGGUGAAGCGCUUAGAUUUGAUUGCGGAGCAUUUCAAAUUGGUGGUUGAUGCAAUGAGAGGUAACUAGAUGCGGAUGGAUCAUGUUUUAUUCAGUGCUACAAGUUCUGAUGUUGUUCCGGUGGAGUUUUAGAUUUUGUUUUGAUGUAGUCUUGUUUCUCAAGACAAUUUCUUCUCGCGUUGAUGUACUUGUGUUUAGUCUGUGAGGAAGCUUUAGUUUAUCGGGUUGAUUCAAACAUUUUAUUGCUUCUUUUUAGUUUUUCUAUGAACUGGUUUGGAUGAUAUCCGCUGUGUUUGCUUCUGGUUCAUCCUUUUAAUAUGUCAUUUCCUAUUCCAGAUGGAAAUAUAUUUAAAUGCGAUCUUUCUCAGUUUUUGC